Molecule: messenger RNA, 2008 nt
Organism: Galeopterus variegatus (Sunda flying lemur)
Lineage: Eukaryota; Metazoa; Chordata; Mammalia; Dermoptera; Cynocephalidae
Gene: TESMIN
Product: metallothionein-like 5, testis-specific (tesmin)
Exons: 9
Coding region: 1-1488 (495 amino acids)
Biological process (GO): regulation of DNA-templated transcription
Cellular component (GO): nucleus
Source: RefSeq, a predicted model, not a curated record
AUGGAAGAGGCCCCUCUGCUCGGCGGGAUGUCCGGCCCGGACGACGACCUGGUGACGGAGCUCUUCAGCCCGGAGAGUCCGUUUCUCUCUGAAAACGUGGCCCCGAAGGCCCCCGCGGGGGCGCAGUACGACGACGCCGAGUUCCCCGGCUUCCGGGACGCCUACCUGGGCGCCGCCGAGCCCGCGGAGCCCCUGCUGCGCGCGUUCAGCCCCGGGCUGGGCGCCGACGGCAAGAGCGAGGCCAAGGCGGAGCUCCUGGCGGACGGGGACGACCAGGGCCACCCGGCGCUCCCCGAGCCCGCGGGCCCGCAGCCGCCCGCCUUCUGCCUGCACUUGCUGUCCUCGCUGCUGACCCCCUACCGCGGCCCCAACGUCGUGCCCCUGGGCGCCUGGGCCAGGGACGGGGCCGCCCAGGCCGGAGUCCAGGUGAUUCCAGUUGAAAUAAAGGAAGCAGGUGGUACUGUCACAAGUAACAAUCCAGAGGAAGCAACUAUUCAGAACCGUCUUGCUCAGGAAUCCUGCUGCAAGUUCCCAUCUUCCCAAGAGCCAGAGGACACCACUGCCUGUUCUAAGAAAGACUCAAGCCCAAUGGUGAUAUGUCAGUUGAAAGGGGGUACACAAAUGCUGUGUAUAGACAAUUCUGGCACGAGAGAACUAAAAGCACUUCAUUUGGUUCCUCAGUAUCAAGACCAAAAUAAUUAUCUACAGUCAGAUGUCCCUAAACCAAUGACUACUUUAGUAGGAAGAUUUUUGCCAGUACCAGCAAAAUUAAAUCUCAUUACACAACUUGAUAAUGGAGCCUUACUAUCAGCAGUCAAUGGGUCUGCUUUCUCCUUGGGAUCAACUACGCCAGGACCACCAAAAAUAACAUUGGCUGGGUACUGCGACUGCUUUGCCAGCGGGGACUUCUGCAACAACUGCAACUGUAAUAACUGUUGCAACAAUCUACGUCAUGAGAUCGAACGGUUGAGAGCCAUUAAGGCAUGUCUUGAUAGAAAUCCAGAAGCUUUCCAGCCAAAAAUAGGGAAAGGAAAAUUGGGAGACGUUAAGCCUCGACACAGCAAAGGGUGUAACUGUAAGAGAUCAAGCUGCCUUAAGAACUACUGCGAAUGCUUUGAGGCCAAAAUUAUGUGUUCUUCUAUUUGCAAAUGCAUUGGUUGCAAAAAUUAUGAAGAAAGCCCAGAACGAAAAACACUAAUGAGCAUGCCAAACUAUAUGGAAAUUGGAGAUUUUGAAGGCAGCCAUCGAUUGUCACCAACUAAAUUUUCAGGACUAUCAAGAUUCAGAAGAGAUAGGCGACCUACCUCAUGCAUCUCCUGGGAGGUGGUGGAGGCCACGUGUGCCUGCCUGCUGGCCCAAGGUGAAGAGGCCGAGAGGGAGAGCUGCUCUAAGGGCCUGGCCGAGCAGAUGAUCCUGGAGGAAUUCGGAAGAUGCCUGUCGCAGAUUCUCCACAUUGAGUUUAAAUCCAAGGGGUUGAAAAUGGAGUAGAGUGCAGUACAGUAAGAUAUAAGUGCAAGCUGAUUUUGUCUCAGUAUUCUACAGGAAAGUUCUAGUUUAGAAAGGUUGUUUCCAGGAACCCGAGGCCAGAUCUGCAGCACCAACUAGAUGGUUAAGACUGAGCUUUUCCUCUGCCCCAGGGCACCCGUGAGUUCGUGCAGGCUCUCCAAAGGAGGUGGCCUCAGAAUUCCCUUUUCUGCAGAAGUGUGUGGCACAAGCGCUGUUUGUCUGGGACUCUGCAGUCCUGGAGGGCCCCCAGCACUGGCGCGAGCAACAGGUGGAAGCAGGCCCUGGGACAGUUCUUUCCUGCCAGUUUCAUCCCCUCGCAAGUCUUGCUCUAGAGGCCACCCUGCCUACAAACCCCAAUGGUUUUUUGUUUGUUUUUUAAAUGAUUUAGAUGAAUUCUCCACGUGGGCUGUUACAGUCCACCUUAAAAUCUCUAGAGAACUACUGAAUACUCCGAAGAAUCUCCAUAGUGUAGACAUUUCUCCAGAGUUUCAGGAAUUCUCAG